AUGCGGCAUCGGUACGCGGGAGCUGUCCAUCAGCACCAAAUCCCCGACGAAAAGCAAGCAAGCAACAAGCCGAGCCCAGACCCACUCGCUCCUGUUUUCAACCUGCCGCCCCCGCCCUCUUCUCACCACCGAGAUCGUACUUCGACCACCGCCGUUCAUCGCCAGAGCCUCCAGGAGCUCCCCUGUCUGAGCCAGCCCUCCGGGAGACCUGUGCACAGCGGCGACCCUCUACCUCUGACGAGCUACGACACCGCCCAGCGACCUUCACACCGAACCAUUGAACCCAGCACCGGGCAGCCGGCGCACCUGCAGCAGGAUCCCUGGGCCCCGGCCGGCUCUGAGCAGCAGCAGCCGCCGCCGCAGUCGGAGAAGCAGCCUGUUUUUCCCAGCUGCCACUGCAGUUUUUCCGAGCAGGAGGCGAGCCUUUCACAAAAUCAUCACCAUCCAGCCGAUCCUCUCCCACCGCAGCCCUCCCCACCUUUUCCGCCGCCUAAACUACCACCGCCACCUAAACUACCACCGCCACCAACGUCGUCGUCCUCCUCCUUUUCCCGGGAAUCUAAAAGGGGGGAUCGUAUCCAAAGGAGUGCCAAUAAUUACCAACAGGCAAGCAUCGUGGAACGCUGCAGGGGAGGAGGAGGAGCAGGAGGGCACCGAGACCACAGGCAGUUGUUGCAGCAACAGCAGCAGCAGCAGCAACAGUAUCAACAGCACAGUCAUUUAAGACUCCAACAGAGGGACCCCUCCCCUGAAGGAAGCCGUGCAAACUCGCAGAAAGGGCGCUCUUUAAAUGUAUGUGAGUCAACCGAGGCUAACAAGAGAGCAUUCGAGUCUCAGACUCCGGACCUGCAGCAGCAACAGAUCCCACAAUUACGAGCGCAGCAACAGCUACUGGUGGGGAGCAGCUUGCCUAUCAACUACUGCGCCAGCGGCUCAGGAGAGCUAUGUAGGACUCACCAGGCUCCACUGCUGCAACAGCAAGAGCAGCAAGAGCAGCAGCAGCAGCAGCAGCAGCGGCAGCAAGGCGCACUGGGGCUCUGUCCCCAGCGUCCGCAGCACUGUGAACAAGACCGCAAUAAGUCUGGGAGGAUCACCGCGCCAGGCGACCAGGCGCAGCUUCACAGCCGCGACUCCCGCGUCACCCCCCCGGUAACACAACAGGCGUACGCGGGGAACUCGUCUGCGACUGGCAGCAACAGCAGCAAAGACAGCCCCAACUACGGCUCGAGCUAUCACCUGUGGCCCGAGAGUCCGCAUAAAGGAGAGGAGCGGAUCAGCAUCGACCUCCAUAAGGCCACUACUGAGCAGAAGAAGCUGAGCCAUGCUGGAUCCAAGCCCUCCCUCUCAGAGAGCAGCGGCCGACUCCCUCAGAUAGCCAUGAACACCUGCAAGUACAAUGGCGGAGUGGUGAGACCACUAGUGGGCAGCCUGGCGUCCUCGUCGCGCCGCAACCUCGCGGAGCUCGACUCGGAGACGCAGCCCUUGCAGACACUGCACAGCUCUGGCCUGGAGGUGGUGGUGUCCAAGGGCAACGGCGGCGAAGACCCCAGCAAGGCGUCCAACGAGAGCCUGGUCAGGGAGGGCAGCGUGCGCGCCGGAUGCAGGGCAACACAGAAGAAGAACAGGGACAUCGGAUACAGGCUCGGACACCGGAGGGCGCUGUUUGAGAAGCGGAAGCGGCUCAGCGACUACGCACUCAUCUUCGGGAUGUUUGGGAUUGUCGUCAUGGUGACGGAGACGGAGCUGUCAUGGGGGGUUUACACUAAGGAAUCUUCAUACUCAUUUGCACUGAAAUGCCUUAUCAGCCUUUCCACUGUUAUAUUGCUUGGUCUUAUAAUAAUGUACCAUGCCCGGGAAAUCCAGCUGUUUAUGGUCGACAAUGGUGCGGACGAUUGGAGGAUAGCCAUGACGUAUGAGCGGAUAUUCUUCAUCGUGCUGGAGCUGCUGGUGUGUGCCAUCCAUCCCAUCCCGGGCCAUUACGUCUUCACCUGGAAGGCGCGGCUGGCCUUCACCUACACGCCGUCGGAGGCCGAUGCUGACGUGGACAUCAUCCUCUCCAUCCCCAUGUUCCUGAGACUCUACCUGAUAGGCAGGGUCAUGUUGCUCCACAGCAAACUGUUCACGGACGCUUCGUCUCGCAGCAUCGGCGCUCUCAACAAGAUCAACUUCAACACACGCUUCGUCAUGAAGACCCUCAUGACCAUCUGUCCGGGAACUGUUCUGCUGGUGUUCAGUAUAUCCUCCUGGAUCAUUGCGGCAUGGACUGUGCGCGUCUGUGAGAGGUAUCAUGACAAACAGGAAGUGACCAGUAACUUCCUGGGAGCCAUGUGGCUCAUCUCGAUUACCUUCCUCUCCAUCGGCUACGGUGACAUGGUACCACACACGUACUGUGGGAAAGGCGUGUGUCUGCUUACAGGGAUUAUGGGAGCUGGUUGCACUGCACUGGUGGUUGCCGUGGUAGCCAGGAAGCUGGAGCUGACCAAGGCUGAGAAACACGUCCACAACUUCAUGAUGGACACACAACUCUGCAAACGAGUAAAGAACACAGCUGCCAAUGUACUCAGGGAAACAUGGCUCAUCUACAAACACACUAAGUUGGUCAAGAAGAUAGAUCAUGCCAAGGUGCGGAAACACCAGCGCAAGUUUCUCCAAGCCAUUCACCAAGCUCAGAAACUGCGCAGUGUGAAGAUGGAGCAACGGAAACUCAAUGAUCAGGCCAACACCUUGGUGGACCUCGCAAAGACCCAGAAUGUGAUGUAUGACCUGGUGUCAGAGCUGCAGGAGCGCAGUGAGGAGCUGGACAAGCGCAUCGGCACGUUGGAGGACAAGCUGGACUCGGUGACGGGCAGCCUGCAGGCUCUGCCCUGCCUCAUCUCCCAAGCCAUAACCCAGCAGCAGCAGGAAUUCCUGGACGGCUUUGUUCACCGCUUUCGGCCCGCCUCACUAGCCUCUGAGCGCUCUGAACGCUCUGAGCGGUCGUGGACUUCCACCGCCCGCAGGCGGCGCUCUCCCUCCACAGCACCACACACAUCCUCUGAUAGCGGAUAACCUUGACCAACCCGACGGGCCUCACCUUUCCCAAACCAUCUCGCCACCUCACUCCUAUCCAAAGCUGCCCAUGUAACCGCUGGCGAGUCCACGUCUGGACUGAUAAUGAACCCAUAUCUUGACCUCUGACCUGAUCCUUGCCCUUAUUCUCUCCCUCCCAUCCAUCUUCUCUCCCCUUCCCCCCCACAUCACAUCCAAAUACCAAUUCCUCUGUGACUGGGCGACUCAGCACAGGACAGGAUCAGAGCUACUCCAAAAGAAUAAAGAAAAAGCAAACAAAGACUUCAAUCGAGAAAAAACACAAAUGCAUAAAAAAAAAGAAAAAGAGAAAGGGAAAAAAAUGAAAAAUGACUGAAAAACCGAGAUAAAGUAGAGAUAUGGUUUAUGUUUUAGCCAUUGUAUGGCUGUUCAAGUUAGCUUUUUUGUAAAAGCCCUUGUAUAGUUAAAAAAUGAAUGAGUUCAGGGUCGCUGGGGUGAGAGCUGGCUAUCACACCGGAGAGUCCUUAACCACGAGGGGGGAAGUUGGUCUGUGGAGACGAGAGCCUCGGCUCACCUGCUGGCCCUCUGAGGCCAUGGAGGACAUCCGUCCACCCAUCCGUCCGUCUAUCUGUUUGUCCUGUGACAAACCAUUGGAUUUCCCUUUCAAAAGACUAGUGUCAUGGAUUCUUUCCCAUAUGUAGGGUGAAAGCUUUAGAUAAGGCUUCGAAAGCUCUGGCUUCAGGUCAGUGUUUGAAAAUGCACUUAAGGGGGAGGGGAAACUGUCACACAAACAAAGAGCAAAGGGGAUGCAUAUGGCAUUACUACUGGGUAGGAAAAUGUACACAGUUGCCAACUUCAAGGUUUCAGCUUCCUUGUUCUUACCAAGGGAAAAUGAGAGCGACUAUCUUUUUUAGUUACAUAUUGACAUGUGAUUUUUCAGUGCCUGAAUGUAUAAAUAGUAGAGGGUUAUUUAAUUACUAAUUUCAGAGCUUUUUUACGAUGUUAACAGUCUGAAUACAGCAUUGCAUUCCUUUUUCAGAUACAUUCCUCCAAAAAUUUAAAGAAAAUGUCUUAAUGUAAUGCAUAACAUUGCCUCCAUUACACAGCAACUCUAAAUG
Molecule: messenger RNA, 4145 nt
Organism: Trematomus bernacchii (emerald rockcod)
Lineage: Eukaryota; Metazoa; Chordata; Actinopteri; Perciformes; Nototheniidae
Gene: kcnn1a
Product: potassium intermediate/small conductance calcium-activated channel, subfamily N, member 1a
Exons: 10
Coding region: 1-3048 (1015 amino acids)
Biological process (GO): potassium ion transmembrane transport
Cellular component (GO): plasma membrane; neuronal cell body; neuron projection
Molecular function (GO): small conductance calcium-activated potassium channel activity; calmodulin binding
Source: RefSeq, a predicted model, not a curated record